UGUCCAACAUGUCACAAGAUGUUUACCCAACGUGGAAGUCUUAACAGACAUAUACAAGUUGCUCAUCUUCAGUUGAGAAUCUCUUGUCCAAUAUGUCAAAAAGAAUUCACAUUGAAAGGAAACUUAAAGCGACAUAUUGAAUUUAGUCCUUGUGAACGUUUGAUAUGUCAAUGGUGUGGCAAGAAAUUUACUCAAAGUGGCAGUUUAACCAGACACAUUAAUGGAUUGCAUAAAAAUGUCCGAUAUUUAUGUCCUGUGUGUCCUUCACCAAGAUAUUUUACUCAGAGGGGCAAUUUAAGAAGUCAUUUAAGAGUUCAUCAUAAAAUUUCCUGUGGAAAAUUUGUCUGUAAUUGGUGUGGAAAGCAUUUUACACAGAGAGGCAGUUUAACGCGUCAUACACAAGGAGCUCAUUUGAAUAUUCGAUUGCAUUGUCCAUUAUGUGAUAAACAGUGUACUCAAAAAGCUCAUUUGAUAGCUCAUAUAAAACAUGGCCCAGAUAAUUAUUGUUCUUUGUGUACUAGGUACUUCACAACAAAAAGCAGUAUUAAAAGACAUAUGAGAGAACAGCAUUUUAACUCUAAACAUCGAGCUGCUUGUCCUAUUUGUCAUAGACAUUUCAGUCGGGACGGUUAUUUAAGACAACAUUUGAAGACUGUCCAUGAUAUAGGGUUUCAGAACAAUUUUAAUACACCAAAUGUUUAA
Messenger RNA from Lottia gigantea (owl limpet), 702 nucleotides. RefSeq lists its product as hypothetical. The transcript is spliced from 4 exons. Lineage: Eukaryota; Metazoa; Mollusca; Gastropoda; Lottiidae. The annotation marks the transcript as partial. Gene Ontology annotation, cellular component: nucleus. The record is from RefSeq and is a predicted model, not a curated record. Gene Ontology annotation, biological process: regulation of transcription by RNA polymerase II. Gene Ontology annotation, molecular function: RNA polymerase II transcription regulatory region sequence-specific DNA binding; DNA-binding transcription factor activity, RNA polymerase II-specific.